AUUUUUCGUCGCCCGGUGUUGGCCUAGGUUGUAUGAGGCUGACUCUGCAUACAAUCUAUGCUAAGGGUUUUUAUGAAAAAAAGUUUUCAUCUUCGCAUUCUUGAAAAACCUCGUCCUUGUCUGGUUCUUGUGUGCAUGUUCGUUGUGUCGAGGAAAAUCAUCUUUGAAAGAUAUUGACACAACUGCGAACUCUGUUCCUUGCCAACAAAAUGGCUAGGUACUACGGACCGAGGCCGGAGAAUGCGCUCAAAGAAGCUAAUGAUCUCAUUCAAGUAAGCAAGAAUGAAAGAGCUCUUGACACUCUGCUAAAGAUAUUCAAUAAAAAAUGGAACAAAAACUGGGACGAAUCUGUUCUUGAACCAAUUGUAUGCAAAAUCUUAAAACUCUGUGUAGAGCAAAAGAAACCUGCCAUUGCUAAAGAGGUUCUGUUCCAGUACAGAAAUAGGUUCCAAGCUGUGAAUGUCAUCAGCGUAGAAAAUGCUUUUAUGUUUUAUUUGCGCCUGGCUAAUGAAAAAACAGAAGCAGCUCGAAAGCAAAGUCAACAAGCUCUAAUUGACAUUGAUGAUCUUGAUAAUAUGGCUACUCCAGAAAGUAUUUUACUUUCUGCUGUCAGUGGCAAUGAUGACAAAAGCAGAAGUGAUAGAGCUGUUUUGACUCCAUGGGUCAGAUUUUUGUGGGAAUCUUACUGUUUAUGUAUAGAGCUGUUAAAAACUAAUGCACAUUUAGAGAUUUUGUAUCAUACUAUUGUUUGUAUGACUUUUGCAUUUUGUUUGGAGUAUGAACGCAAGACUGAAUUCCUAAAAUUAUGCACAAAAUUGCGCAAACAUCUGGAAUAUAGUAAAGUACCUCAAAUGCCAUCUAAUAUCUCCAUCAACAAAUUAGAAACACAAAAACUCAAUCGAGAAACUAGAAUGAUGCAAUUCGAGGCAGCUAUUCAAAUGGAACUCUAUCAAGAAGCCUACAAAACCAUUGAAGAUAUCCAUGGUUUAAUGAGUAUUUCUAAAAAAUUGACAUUUCCAAAAACCAUGGCCAAUUACUACCAAAAGUUGCUAAUAGUUUUCUGGAAAACAGACAACCAUGUAUUCCAUGCAGGAGCUUUGUUGAAAUUGUUCAACUUGUCACGAGACAUGAAGAAAAACAUGUCCUCGAAGGAACUCCAGGAAAUGGCUGAUAGAGUUAUUUUGGCCAUUCUAUCAAUUCCGUUGCCAUCUGUUCAUCCAGAAUUGGAUUGUUUUAUUGAAACUGAUAAAAGCCCCCAAGAGAAAAUGCAAAAGCUUGCUGCAUUACUUGGAUUUCUCCAACCUCCUUCCAGAGCUUCUUUGCUAAAGGAUAUUGAUCGGCUCAAUAUAUUAUCCCUUGCUUCCCGUCAAAUUCAGGACCUUUACAACUGGUUGGAAGUGGAGUUUCAACCACUUGAACUGUGCAGUAAUGUUGAAUCUGUUGUCGCCCAACUGCGUCAAGAUGAAUCAAGCCCAUUACUGCAGUAUAUUCCAGCCUUGCAAGACUUAACACUUGUUCGAUUUGUUCACCAGAUUUCGCAAGUCUACCAAACGAUUCAAUCAACAAGAUUGAUUGAGUUGGCCAAAUUCACCGACGUCUUUCAUCUCGAACGUCUUCUAGUUGAUUGCGUACGUUACAACGACAUGCAGAUACGUAUCGAUCAUGGCAAGAAAAGCAUCCAUUUCGGAGUUGACUUGUCCGAGGCCCAACGCGAGGAUCGUCCCGAUGGUCCGGUGUUGCAAGCUAUGCCAUCCGAGCAGAUCAGAUGUCAAUUGGUCAACAUGGCUACGGUGUUCCAUCGCGCCAACGAUAUCAUUAAUCCAAACAAGAAGAAACAAGAGCGCGAAGAGCUCCGUUCACGGAUGGUGCAAUACUAUCACGACACGAAGGGGGAAGAACACCAGCGUAUUCUUGGGCGUCACAAGAUCAUCGAAGAGCGCAAGGAGUACAUCGAGCAUAUGCACUACGUGCGCGAGCAAGAGGAAGAGCAUCGCCAAGAGGAGAUUCAACGUCAACAACGAUUGGCCGAACUGAAGCGCCUCGAGCAGGAGAGAGAAGAGCGAGAACGCAAACGUCAGCAGUCCGAGAUUCAGCAAGUCAAGGACCACGCGUUGAAGGAAAAGAUGCAGCAAAUCUCGCGAACGAGUCACGGUCAGAAGUUCCUGAAAAAGCUCGAUGAAGAUGAAAUCAAGAAGCUCGAUGCCGAGCAAAUCGCUGCUCGCGAGAUGGAAGAAUUGCAAAAAGAGCGCAAAGAGACUCUGCAAAAGCUCAAGUCUCAAGAGAAAAAGGUCGAUUACCUGGAGCGCGCCAAGCGCUCCGAGGAGAUUCCUCUCGUCUUCAAAGCUAUCGAGGAAAAAACCGAGCGAGCGAAACAGCUCUGGGAACAGCAAGAAGCUGAACGCAUUCGAGCCGCUGUCGAGGAGCGUAACCGGAUGAUGGCUGAUCGCGAGCGACUCGCAAAAAUGCAAGAGGCAGCCAGUGGCUUUUUAGAAAGAAUCAUGGUCAACCGUAAGCAACUUUACAUGGAAAAAUUGGCCGCCUACGAAGCGAAGCUCGAGCAAGAACGCGCCAAGCGUUUGUUGCAGCGGAAGAUUCGGCGAAAGAUCGAACGCAGGCUCCAGUGGGAAAGGUACAUCAUCGAGUCCGCCGAAAAGAAGAGAGCGGAGGAAGAGAGAAAGCGGAUGGAAGAAGAGAGGAAGCGCAUGGAGGAGGCGAGGGCUCAGCGAGAAAUAGUGGAAAAUGCACGAAGACGAGAUGAAGAGAUCAAACAAGCCGAGAGAUUGGCUAAACUCGAAAAACAAUCCGAGAUCGAUCGACGACUUGCGAGUGAGAAAAAAUUGGAAGAUACAGAGAGAGCCAGACCUCAAUCUUCCAGUUGGAGAAGGAAUGUGGGAGGAGAAUCUGGUGUUGACCGUAGCAGCUCUUGGCGUAUGAAACCAAGAGAUCGCGACAUACGGUCAAUGGAGAACUGGAGAAAUGCGCCUAAGAACUAACAACCGCGCACCGGUUCGCGAUUUAUCAAAUCGAAGAGAUCGAAAAGAGAGAUCUUCUAAAAGAAAAGGAAACAAUAAUUAUGUAUUGAUGAAUUUAUUGUUGAUUUGAAUAAAUUGUUUUUUCACUUGCA
This is a messenger RNA of Trichogramma pretiosum, 3124 nucleotides long. RefSeq names its product eukaryotic translation initiation factor 3 subunit A-like. NCBI's taxonomy places the organism in Eukaryota, Metazoa, Arthropoda, Insecta, Hymenoptera, Trichogrammatidae. Bases 210 to 2993 code for a protein of 927 amino acids. The record is from RefSeq and is a predicted model, not a curated record. Gene Ontology annotation, cellular component: eukaryotic translation initiation factor 3 complex, eIF3e; eukaryotic translation initiation factor 3 complex, eIF3m; multi-eIF complex. Gene Ontology annotation, biological process: translation reinitiation; formation of cytoplasmic translation initiation complex. Gene Ontology annotation, molecular function: mRNA binding; translation initiation factor activity. The transcript has 5 exons.